This is a messenger RNA of Pestalotiopsis fici W106-1, 1413 nucleotides long. RefSeq lists its product as uncharacterized. The record is from RefSeq and is a predicted model, not a curated record. NCBI's taxonomy places the organism in Eukaryota, Fungi, Ascomycota, Sordariomycetes, Amphisphaeriales, Sporocadaceae. The coding region runs from base 1 to 1413 and encodes 470 amino acids. Gene Ontology annotation, biological process: proteolysis. Gene Ontology annotation, molecular function: serine-type endopeptidase activity. The transcript has 3 exons.
AUGGACCUUCUUCGCUUUGCAUUACUUUCAGCGCUCCUCGUGGCGUUUUCUACAGCUUAUCCAGGGAAGUGGAAUGGUUGUCACGUCGAGGAACUCCCACCUAGUUGGAUCCUGGAAUUUAGAAGCAACGUAUCCGACAAUGCCCUCUCCAACUUCAAGCAUCACUUCCGCAAACGAGCCGAGAAUGCUAGCGUUCAGAUUACACACGAGUUUAACCUGGGGCCUGGUCUGAUGAGAGGAUUCACCUUGGAUGGCCCGGCAGAUUCAAUCAUGGCCCUUAGCGACUCCCAGUGGGUAGCAAACAUUGUGCCUAACAUAAAGGUCCAUCGCCCGCCGCCUGACGAUGACGACGGCGACGACGACGAAGAUGAAGAUGAAGACGAAGACGACGACAUUACGGAAGCCAAGUCAAUCCAUCCUCAUCUUGCCCGAAGAGAAGAAACCUAUGACCUACAGAAAAAAUACAAGAGUUGGAACUUGGAGGCCAUAUCUGGAAAUGAUUCUUUGAAAUACCACUGUCCUGAUGGCUGUGGAAAAGGAACUUGGAUCUACAUCAUUGAUGACGGUAUCGACGAGGGUCAUCCCGAAUUCAAAGGCCGCAUUGAGCAUGUGGAGCACAUUCAUAAAGGACCAUACCACCAUCAUCCAAAGAGGAACGGCAAGCAUGGAACGGCGAUGGCCGGGAUCGCUGCUGGAUCGACCAUGGGAGUGGCACGAAACGCUCGCAUUGUCGCCGUCAAUGUUUUUGGAAAAGAUAAUAUAGUCUAUUUGGACUUGUUCCUUCAGGCAAUGGACUGGGUAAUGAAUGAUAUCAGAACGAGGAACCGUUUCGGACGCGCCAUCCUCAGCCUUGGGCAGUGGGGAUGCCGGGCAGAAGGUAUAGAUGGUGCGCCUGCUACGCGAGCGGUAGCCGAUGCGGUCAAGGCCGGCGUCUUUGUCGCCGCGGCUAAUGGUUACAAAGUGGGAGACACCGCGACCGUUUGGCCAGGGAACGCGAAAUCGGUUUGCACCGUGGGCGAAUAUUGGCAGGGCCGGCAAUGGGAUGGCGAAGAGGCCGGUGAUCCUGACAUUGAUAUAUUUGCCCCAGGCUCGAGAAUCAGGACGUCCCAGCCUGGCAGUGUCGGAAGUUAUAAUCGCUACCACAAGAUCGGCGGCUCCGACGCUGCGGCGGCACACGUUGCAGGCGUCGCGGCCACCUUGGUCCACCAGAUCAAACUGGCCGACAUGUGUGAGACCCUCCAAUGCUGGGGCAACAUGGCCCAUCCAAAAUGGUUCCCCAAUACGGCGAACCGCUUACUGGUCAACAGACCUACGGCUGAUCUAGACCUUGGCGAUCAGGGUAUGUGGGAUAGACCGGAGUGUCAGCCGUGGAUGAACCGCACGGGUCGAAAGAGGCCUAGCCCUUAUAAGUAG